This is a messenger RNA of Chelmon rostratus (copperband butterflyfish), 4104 nucleotides long. RefSeq names its product discs, large homolog 2 (Drosophila) (gene dlg2). Gene Ontology annotation, biological process: chemical synaptic transmission. The coding region runs from base 1 to 3150 and encodes 1049 amino acids. The transcript is spliced from 29 exons. Gene Ontology annotation, cellular component: postsynaptic density membrane; neuromuscular junction; neuron projection. The record is from RefSeq and is a predicted model, not a curated record. NCBI's taxonomy places the organism in Eukaryota, Metazoa, Chordata, Actinopteri, Chaetodontiformes, Chaetodontidae. Gene Ontology annotation, molecular function: protein binding.
AUGCCUAUCAGAAAAAAAGACACAGCUCGAGCCUUGGGGCUGUUGGAGGAGUACUGCACUAAACUGAGGAAGCCAGAGGAGCAGCAGCUCAAAACUGCCAUCCAGAGAGUAAUGGGGAUUUUCCAAAGCAACCUGUUUGAAGCUCUUCUCGAUAUCCAGGAGUUCUAUGAAGUGACGCUGCUAAACACGCAGAAGAGCUGUGAGCAAAAGCUGGAGGAGGUCAACCACAUGGCGGACAAGUGGGAAAAGAGUGUUUCUAUAAAACACUCUGAGCUUGCACACUCUGCCUGUCCAGUGGAGGAGCAGAGGGAGCAGAGCAGCUCAGAACCCAGUGGGAUGGAGCAGGGAGAGAGCAGCACCAAGGCUUCAGUGAACAGGCCACCAGCAGUACAGGGGUCACCCCACAACGGUCAGCCCCCACCCUGCAUGAACCCUGCCUUGAUGAACGCUCCCUGGCAGUACCACUACCAGGAAGAUGACUCGCCGCCUCUUGACCAGGGAUUCCCACGGCUCACCAACGAGGUGCGCGCCCCUGAGCUCGUGCACGUGUCCGAGAAGAAUCUGUCUGAGAUCGAAAAUGUGCACGGCUACGUGUCCCAUUCCCACAUCUCUCCUCUCAAGCCUGCACUGGUUACCCGUUUUGAUCUUGCGUACCCAGGUGUGACCACAGCAAACUACAUGGCCAGCCCUGCCCCGAUAAUCGUCAACACAGACACUUUGGAGUCAGUUCCUUAUGUCAACGGCACAGAAAUCGAAUAUGAGUUUGAGGAAAUCACUCUAGAGCGGGGUAACUCAGGGUUGGGCUUUAGCAUUGCCGGAGGGACAGAUAACCCACACAUCGGUGAUGACCCCGGCAUCUUCAUCACCAAGAUCAUCCCAGGAGGAGCUGCAGCAGAGGAUGGACGCCUGAGAGUAAACGACUGCAUCCUGCGGGUGAAUGAUGCAGACGUGUCUGAAGUUUCUCAUAGUAAGGCGGUCGAAGCCCUGAAGGUUGCUGGCUCUAUCGUCCGGCUGUAUGUGAGGCGCCGCAGACCAAUGCUGGAGACCAUCAUUGAGAUCAAACUCAUCAAAGGACCAAAAGGGCUUGGCUUCAGUAUUGCAGGUGGAGUUGGAAACCAGCACAUCCCUGGUGACAACAGCAUAUACGUCACCAAGAUCAUCGAUGGCGGGGCAGCGCAGAAGGAUGGCCGGCUACAAGUUGGUGACAGGUUGCUAAUGGUGAACAACUACAGUCUGGAGGAAGUGUCUCAUGAAGAGGCUGUGGCCAUUUUGAAGAACACGUCGGACGUGGUCUACCUAAAGGUGGGAAAGCCCACCAAUGUCUACCUAUCAGAUCCCUAUGGGCCACCUGAUAUCACACACUCUUUCUCUCCAGCCAUGGAAAACCAUAUCUCUUCCCCUAUCAACAGUGGCACUCUGGAGUACAAGUCUGGUCUCCCCCCCAUCUCCCCCGGGAGUUAUUCCCCCCUCCCUAAGCACUUACUGGGGGAAGAGGAUAUAAACAGGUUGGAUGGUUUUUCCUUCUUACGAAAUCCCUCGCUAGAUGACGGGGAGGGUCACAGGUUUGAUUCCCAGCACUUCCAGUUGAGGCCUCCUGAGCCAGUUUACAGCACUGUGAACAAACUAUGUGAAAAAGCACCCUCCCCCCGACACUAUUCCCCAGUGGAGUGCGACAAAAGCCUCCUCCACUCCGCUCCCCUCCCAAACUAUCACUUAAGCCUGUUCCCUGACUCGGACAUCACCAGGGAACCCAGGAAGGUCGUGCUUCACAAAGGCUCCACGGGCCUGGGCUUCAACAUUGUGGGCGGCGAAGAUGGCGAGGGCAUCUUUGUCUCCUUCAUCCUGGCAGGAGGGCCCGCUGACCUGAGUGGAGAGCUGAGGCGAGGUGACCAGAUCCUAUCGGUAAAUGGCAUCGACCUACGAGGAGCGACACAUGAGCAAGCAGCGGCGGCGCUGAAGGGAGCUGGACAGGUGGUCACCAUCAUUGCCCAGUACAGACCUGAAGAACUUGCUCUAUGCUCACCGCGACGGGCCCACUCUCCUGCACCAGAGUACGGGCGCUUUGAGGCCAAAAUCCAUGACCUGCGGGAGCAGAUGAUGAACCACAGUAUGAGCUCUGGGUCAGGAUCCCUGCGAACCAAUCAAAAGAGAUCGCUCUAUGUGAGGGCACUGUUUGACUAUGAGAGGUCAAAGGACAGUGGCCUCCCCAGCCAAGGGCUCAGCUUCAGGUACGGGGACAUCCUCCACGUCAUCAACGCCUCUGAUGAUGAGUGGUGGCAGGCCCGCCGUGUCACCCCACAUGGGGACAGUGAGGAAAUGGGUGUCAUCCCCAGCAAGAGACGAGUGGAAAGGAAAGAGCGGGCGCGUCUAAAGACUGUGAAGUUCAAUGCCAAGCCGGGGUCAUUUGAUUCUAAAGGGUCAUUCAAUGACAAACGUAAAAAGAAUUUCAUCUUUACACGAAAGUUCCCAUUCUACAAGAACAAAGAGGGUGAGCAGGAUGGCAGUGAUUCCGACCGGAGUCAAGAGGACGUGAUCCUCUCAUAUGAACCUGUGCUGCGGCAAGAAAUUAAUUAUGCCAGACCUGUCAUCAUCCUCGGACCGAUGAAGGACAGAAUCAAUGAUGAUCUGAUAUCAGAGUUCCCAGACAAGUUUGGGUCUUGUGUGCCACAUACCACUCGGUCGAAGAGGGACUACGAGGUGGACGGGCGAGACUACCACUUCGUGAUGUCCAGAGAGCAGAUGGAGAAGGACAUCCAAGAGCACAAGUUCAUUGAGGCGGGACAGUACAAUGAUAACCUGUAUGGAACGAGUGUCCAGUCUGUAAAAUAUGUGGCUGAAAGGGGUAAGCACUGCAUUCUGGAUGUGUCUGGAAAUGCCAUCAAACGACUACAAGUAGCACAACUCUAUCCCAUCGCCAUCUUCAUAAAACCUAAAUCUAUUGAUUCAUUAAUGGACAUGAAUAAGAGACUGACAGAGGAACAAGCCAAGAAGACAUUUGACAGGGCUAUGAAGCUGGAGCAGGAGUUUGGUGAAUUCUUCACAGCCCUGGUUCAAGGAGACACCUUAGAGGACAUUUAUAACCACUGCAAACAGGUGAUAGAGGAACAUUCAGGACCCUAUAUCUGGAUCCCCUCAAAGGAGAAACUAUAAUAACUCAUCACCCUGGAAGGGAGUCUGGACUGCUAGAAACUAGUAAUAAGAUGUAACAUAUGAUAACUGUAUGGCGAUGAAUAGUCUUCAUAAAUAAUUAUUGUGAAUAUGUUUUGUUUUUUUAUUUUCUCUUCUCUUCUGUUUGGUUAUUGCUUCAUUUUUCACUCAACAUGAAUGUUCCUGAAUGUAUACCACAAAGUGUUAGGAAAUUUAGGUCUUGAAACAUGAACCAUUUGUAUAUUUGUUGAUUUUCAUUUGAACAAAAAGGAAGCGAAAUGUAAUGAAGUGUAAGUAAACGUGGGGUAUGUGUUCACAUCGGCGAGCAGGAGGUGGACUUUGCUUUGCUAACGUAGGAAGGAAAGUAUUCCAACGGUGACCCCCUCCCCCUCCCCUCACACUACAGCAGCUAGCCAAUAAUGAUAUGAACUUAAUGUUUUGUCUGAUUUAGCAUCUGUGCAUCCCCUGAACACAGCUUUGCUUUGUGUUUGUUUACAUCCUUGAAUUACUGUAUUUAUUUCUCUGACGUGAGGAACAUGAAUUAUUCAAUGUAAGAUUUUCAUGGUUUUUGUUUUUUUUAUUAAAAGCAGACAUUUCUCAUCCAGCUGUUGCAUUGACAAUGAUAAGUAAAGGGAGAAAGCUGCUAUCGGCAACAGAGAUGUAACACUAUAUUUUGCUACUUAAAUUGCUAGAGGGCACAAAAGCACAGAAUUAUUUAUUGAAAAUAUAACUUUGAUUAAAAGGUCAUUUUCAGAGCAUAUUUUAUUUGAGUGAUGUAGUAUGUUGUGACUGUGUUAGGGUGGCUGGGAAUAUUAUGGUCAAAGAGACGUUUGAUGUUCACAGUAAUUUGUAGACUUGGAGUGGAGAGGGCGGUUUAAGUAGUGAGUAGAUUUAAUAGUGAAACACGUUUUUGUCUUUUCAAACUAAAAGCAGGACAGUGAAGAACAGGAAUGAAAA